Messenger RNA from Thalassophryne amazonica, 2664 nucleotides. Its product is annotated as gastrula zinc finger protein XlCGF57.1-like. The record is from RefSeq and is a predicted model, not a curated record. Gene Ontology annotation, biological process: negative regulation of transcription by RNA polymerase II; regulation of immune system process; regulation of cytokine production. The coding region runs from base 227 to 2086 and encodes 619 amino acids. The transcript has 2 exons. NCBI's taxonomy places the organism in Eukaryota, Metazoa, Chordata, Actinopteri, Batrachoidiformes, Batrachoididae.
UUGUUAACAGAGUUCUACUUCUCCUUUCAUAGAUGUUCAUAUAUAAUCUCACAGAAAUGAACCAUCAGAACCAUCAUGAGCCCGAAUUGAAACUGGACUUGUAGUUGUUUAUCAUGUUUGACAGGCAGUCGACUCCUUCGCGGUUAGCUUCCAGUGCUAGCGGAAUUAGCUUAGCCUGCUAACUGGGUCUUUUGUGUGUAUCAACAGUUUGUGUCAUCGUGUGAAAAUGUCUAAAGUCCAAAUUCUGAGAGCGUUACUGAAGCAGCGACUACCUGCAGAUGAUGAAGAAGAGAUAUUUGAGCUGUUUGAAAGAACAACAGCAGAAUACGAGGAGGAACUUUGUGGUUUAAAAGAGGAGAACGAACGACAAAGAAAACUACUGGAUGCUGUUUCUAACUCUGAAGACAAAACAGAUAUGCAGAAGUUGUUGGUGAAAGAAGAGGUUUCUCCUGAGCUGCAGGAAUGGACUUGCAGUCAGGGCCAGUUGGACCAAGAGCUCCAUCACGUUAAAAAGGAAGAGGAGGAACUUUCAAUAAGGGAGGAACGAGAGCACUUUCAAAUGCUGGAGGUUGUUACCACCAUGUGUGCAAAUGAUGUAAAACCUCAGGUCUCACAUUGUCAACAACCACGAACUGAGAGAAACAGAGAGUUUUUGCUUCUUUCCACCAGCUCAACUGAAGAAGUUAAAGCAAAAAAUAACAGAGAAGGUUGGGAAGAAUUAGAAUUCUCUUGCAAUUUAGAACAGCACAGUUCUUUAUACACAUAUACUCAUGAUAUGAUGCCACUCUCAUCUGAACCUGAGAAUGAAGCCAAAGAUAGUGACUGGGAAGAGACCAGGGAGCCUGAGUCACAUUUAAAAAUAAUAAAACUAUUCAAUUAUACAAAAGACAAACCAUUUAGGUGUUCUGAGUGUCAUAAAACGUUUGCCAGAAAGGAACACCUGAAGAUGCACAUGAUUAGUCAUACAGGAGAGAAGCCACAUUGUUGUUCUGAGUGUGGUAAAUCAUUUAGCAGAAACAGUGGUUUGAAAACUCAUAUGAGAAUUCAUACAGGAGAGAAACCAUUUAGUUGUUCUGAGUGUGGUAAAACAUUUCGCAUAAAAGGCAAUCUGAAAACUCAUAUGAUGACUCACACAGGAUUGAAACCAUAUAGCUGUUCUGAGUGUGGUAAAACAUUUAGCCAAAACAUGUCUUUGAAAACCCAUAUGAUGUCUCACACAGGCCAGAAACCAUUUAACUGUUCUGAAUGUGGUAAAACAUUUAGCCAAAAAUGUGAUCUGAAGACCCAUAUGAUGAGUCACACUGGUGACAAGCCAUUUAGCUGUUUUGAAUGUGGUAAAACAUUUCGUGUAAAAUGUAAUCUGAAGACACACAUGAUGAUUCACACAGGAGAGAAACCUUUUAGCUGUUCUGAGUGUAGUAAAACUUUUCGCAUAAAGGGCCAUCUGAAGACACACAUGAUGACUCACACGGGAGAGAAACCAUUUAAUUGUUCUAUUUGCAGUAAAAUAUUUAGCAGAAACAGUGAUUUGAAGAACCAUGUGAUAAUUCACACAGGAGAGAAACCAUUCAGCUGUUCCGAGUGUGGUAAAACAUUUCGCAUAAAGUGCAAUUUGAAAAUGCACAUGAAGACUCAUACAGGAAAGAAACCAUUUUCCUGUUCUGAGUGUGGUAAAAUAUUUGCCAGAAAAAUUUCAUUGAAGAACCAUAUGAUAAUUCACACAGAGGAAAAACCAUUUAAUUGUUCUGAGUGUGGUAAAACAUUCCGCCGAAGUAGUUAUUUGAAGACACAUAUGCUAAUUCACACAGGAGAGAAACCAUUUAACUGUUCUGAGUGUGGUAAAACAUUUCAUGUAAAAGGCCAUCUGGCAAUGCACAUGAUAACUCACAGAAGAGAGAACCCAUUUAGCUGUUGUAAGUGUGGCAAAACAUUUAGUCAAAGAUUUUCUUUGGAAACUCAUAUGGUAGUUCACACAGGACAGAAAGCAUUUUGUUGUUGUGAGUGUGGUAAAACAUUUAACCUAAAAGGGAAAUUGAAGAGGCACAUGAGCCGACAUACAGGAAAGAAGCCAUUUAAUUUAUCUUAGUACUAUAAAAUGAUUAGCAUAAUCUGUUGCCUGACAAACCAUGUGAUAAUUUAUAAAGGAGAGAAACCAUUUAGCUUCAUAUGUGAUACCACCUGAAGAGACGUGUGAACAUACUUUGAAACCUAUAUGUUUGCAUCAAACACAAGUACGACAUUGUGCAAGAGACAAUGUUUAGUUUCAAUGUUUCUAAUAGAUGAAGCAAGUAAAUAAUCAAAUUUACAUGGAAAGCUUGCUAUGACAACUUCUUUUGCAACAGUUUCAACAUUGUGUCUGUGUCCAAGAAAUGACUGGAUUGUUGGAUUUUAUCUGAACAAAGUUCAGUCUUUGAACACAGCCAAACACUUGAUAUACGAGAUGGUCUGGUCUUGUGUAUCAAGUGUUUGGCUCAUCCAGCUGGUUGUGUCAAAAAUAAAUAUGCUUCUCUUACAUUGAUUUACUUGUAGUGGGCUGCCACAAUGUCAGUAUUAACUACUAUGUAUUCCUUUUUUUUUUUAAAUGAGUCAAAAUGAUACAGUUUUAUUUCCAUUGCAAAACUUCACAUCAAUUCAGUUUCACUCCUCUGCCUCUUGUUCCUUCAC